CUCAGCCAAGCCGAGCCACACCUUCGCUCGUCGCCACCAUCUUCGUAUCACCUGUAUCCUCCUCCUCCUCCUCGCCACAAAGAUGUCAUCCUCAAGAGGAGGCAGUCGAAAGGAGACCAAGUACGUUAGCGAGCUGCCAAUGGACGUCGACGAUGCUGGCAGCUCCGAUGAGGAAGGCUCCUCCUCCAGACCUAGGAAUCCCCUCGAUGCCUAUUCUGCCCCGAGGCACCUCCUCCACGAGUACGCCGACGAGGACGAGGAUCCCCUCGCUCAGAGUGCUCAAUCUCGUCAGAUUGCAGCACGAGAGAAUGACUACAAACUCAGGAGAUUCAAUCGAGAUGCUGGACCUGAAAAGGGAUCAGAUGCAUUCGAGGCUGGAGAGCAGGGCGAAGGAGGCUACAAGGAGGCCAUGAGGCGGGCAGAGAUUGAGAGAGAGGAGGAGAGGGUCAGGAGAGUCAUCGAGGCUAGGGAGAAGGAAGCAGUGGAGCGGUCAAGGGGUGGAUUAACAGACGAUAGAGAUGUCACACCACCUAGAGAAGAUGUGAAGCCACAAGGAGGAGAUACUACACCCAAGAUGGAACGGAAGAAGAGAAGGUGGGAUGUGGGACCUCCUAAGGAAGAGGAGGAAUCAUCUGCCCAGACCAUCAAGACCGAAGUGGAUGAAGCACCGAGGAAGAGGAGAUCAAGAUGGGACGAGGCUCCCCCGGCAGAUGGCGAUGCAGCAGCAACCGAGCCGGUCAAGAAGUCUCGUUGGGAUCAGACCCCAGCUCAAGCCGAGGACUUUGGGGCCCUAGAUGCCCAAAAAGCAGGCAUUGGAAUGAACGGAACAUUCGCGCUAGACCCACGUAACAGGGGUCUCAGUGACGAAGAGCUCGAUCAGCUCCUCCCUUCUGAAGGCUACAAGAUCGUUGAGCCACCUCCCGACUAUGCUCCCAUCAGAACGCCUGCUCACAAGCUCAUGUCUGCACCGGCUGCAAUGGGUGGAGGCGGCUUUAUGAUGCAAGAUGAAGCGAGUGCAAGAGCUGCCGUCGAGGAGAUGAUCCCAGACCUGCCAACCGAUAUUCCUGGAGUUGGUCAGCUUGCCUUCUUCAAGCAAGAGGAUCAAGUCUUCUUCAAGAAGAUCUUGGAGGACGAGGGAGAACAAGAGCUUUCGCUGGAGGAGCUCAAAGAGCGAAAGAUUAUGAGGCUCCUGCUAAAGAUCAAGAAUGGUACACCACCGAUGCGAAAGACGGCGCUGCGUCAGAUUACCGACAAGGCGCGAGACUUUGGAGCCGGUCCGCUCUUUGACAAGAUUCUGCCUCUGCUGAUGGAGCGUACAUUGGAGGACCAGGAGCGACAUCUCCUCGUAAAGGUCAUUGACCGCAUUCUUUACAAGCUCGAUGAUCUUGUGCGGCCCUAUGUGCAUCGUAUCCUCGUCGUCAUUGAGCCUUUGCUCAUCGACGAAGACUACUACGCCCGUGUCGAGGGUCGUGAGAUCAUCUCCAAUCUGUCCAAGGCUGCCGGACUUGCCCACAUGAUUUCGACUAUGCGACCCGACAUCGACCAUGUGGACGAGUAUGUGCGAAACACCACUGCUCGAGCGUUCUCUGUGGUGGCCUCGGCUCUGGGUAUCCCAGCCCUGUUGCCCUUCCUCAAGGCCGUGUGCAGAUCGAAGAAGUCAUGGCAAGCAAGACAUACCGGUAUCAGAAUCGUGCAGCAGAUUGCCAUUAUGAUGGGAUGCGCCGUCUUGCCCCAUCUCAAGAACCUCGUCGACUGUGUGGAAAAGGGACUGGAGGACGAUCAGCAGAAGGUGAAGACGAUGACUGCCCUCGCUCUUGCCGCUCUGGCAGAAGCUGCAGCACCAUAUGGUAUCGAAUCCUUCGAGAAUGUCCUCAAGCCUCUGUGGUUGGGCACUCGUCAACACCGAGGUAAAGGGCUCGCUGCUUUCUUGAAGGCCAUUGGAUUCAUCAUCCCAUUGAUGGACUCGGAGAGUACCCUCUAUUUCGUGAAGGAAGUAACUCCUACCUUGAUCCGCGAGUUCCAGAGCGCGGAUGAAGAGAUGAAGAAGAUUGUCUUGAAGGUAGUCAAGCAAUGUGCUGCCACUGAUGGAGUCACUGGUCAAUUCCUCAAGGAGGAGAUGUUGCCCGAAUUCUUCAAGCACUUUUGGGUGCGAAGGAUGGCUCUCGACCGAAGGAACUACCGUCAGGUAGUGGAGACAACAGUAGCUUUGUCGCAAAAGACUGGUGUGACAGAGGUGGUUGGCCGGAUCGUCAAUGAGCUCAAGGAUGAGAACGAGCCAUUCAGGAAGAUGGUCAUGGAGACCAUUCAGAAGGUCAUCGCAUCGCUCGGUGCUGCCGACAUUGAUGAGCGACUCGAGAUCCAGUUGGUCGACGGUCUGAUCUACGCCUUCCAAGAGCAAACAGUCGAAGACAACGUCAUGCUCGAGGGCUUUGGUACUGUGGUGAAUGCUCUGGGCAUGCGCAUCAAGCCAUACCUUACCCAGAUUGUGUCCACGAUUCUCUGGAGGCUCAACAACAAGAGUGCAAAGACUCGUCAGCAGGCUGCCGACUUGACUACGAAGCUCGCCGUGGUCAUCAAGCAGUGUGGGGAGGAUGCCCUUCUGAGCAAGCUCGGAGUGGUUCUGUUCGAGCAAUUGGGUGAAGAGUUCCCUGAAUCUCUGGCCAGCAUCAUCUCUGCCGAGGGAGCCAUUGCCGGUGUGGUGGGAAUGACCCAGAUGAAUCCCCCGAUCAAGGAUCUUCUCCCUCGCCUCACACCGAUUCUGCGCAACAGGCACGAAAAGGUGCAAGAGGCUUGCAUCAACCUGAUUGGACGUAUCGCAGAUCGAGGUGCAGAAUUUGUUAGCCCAAGAGAGUGGAUGAGGAUCUGCUUUGAGCUUCUAGACCUGCUAAAGGCACACAAGAAGGCGAUUCGACGAGCAGCAGUCAACACAUUUGGCUAUCUAGCCCGUGCCAUUGGCCCUCAGGAUGUUCUGCAGGUUCUCCUGACCAAUCUCAAGAUUCAGGAGCGUCAAUCGCGAGUCUGCUCGACGGUAGCCAUUGCGAUUGUGGCGGAGACGUGUGGUCCCUUUACCACCAUUCCUGCCAUCCUAGCAGAGUACCGCACGCCUGAGCUCAACGUACAAAAUGGCUGUCUCAAGUCCUUGUCCUUUCUGACGCAAUACGUCGGCGAGAUGAGCAAAGACUACGUCCCUGCUCUGGUGACUGUGCUGGAGAAUGCUCUCAUCGAGCGAGAUGCAGUGCAUCGUCAAACCGCCGCUGCAGUCGUGCAGCACGUCGCCCUAGGCGUCGUCGGGUUAGGUCAGGAAGACUGUCUUCUUCAUCUCCUCAACUUGAUCUGGCCCAACAUCUUCGAGCAAAGCCCUCACGUGAUCAACAACGUCUUUGACGCAAUCGAAGCCAUGCGAGUCGCCCUCGGUCCUGGAAUCCUACUCAACUACAGUCUUCAAGGUCUAUUCCAUGCUGCGAGAAAAGUGAGGGAACCCUUUUGCAGGGUAUACAAUACAAAUUAUGUUGGAGCUCAGGAUAGUCUGGUACCAUUUUACCCGGACAUGGCAGAUUUUGAUGAUGAGGUGAGAAGGUAUAGGAGAAAUGACCUCUAUGCCUUCUUGUAGACAGACAUUAGUGGACUGGGACCCCUUUCUUGCCCUCCCCCUACGAAAUAUGUUUACUUGUACUUGCCAUUGUACCUUUUCUCUUGUGGUGCUGUAGAUGUGCCUUUUGACUGACUUUGUGCUGCUU
Microstroma glucosiphilum is the source of this 3737-nucleotide messenger RNA. RefSeq names its product putative splicing factor 3b subunit 1. The coding region runs from base 83 to 3610 and encodes 1175 amino acids. Gene Ontology annotation, molecular function: mRNA binding. The record is from RefSeq and is a predicted model, not a curated record. Gene Ontology annotation, biological process: spliceosomal complex assembly. Gene Ontology annotation, cellular component: U2-type prespliceosome; U12-type spliceosomal complex; catalytic step 2 spliceosome. NCBI's taxonomy places the organism in Eukaryota, Fungi, Basidiomycota, Exobasidiomycetes, Microstromatales, Microstromataceae. The transcript has a single exon.